Messenger RNA from Phragmites australis (common reed), 3149 nucleotides. Its product is annotated as pentatricopeptide repeat-containing protein At2g20710, mitochondrial-like. The coding region runs from base 48 to 1541 and encodes 497 amino acids. The transcript has 3 exons. The record is from RefSeq and is a predicted model, not a curated record. Gene Ontology annotation, cellular component: mitochondrion. Gene Ontology annotation, molecular function: protein binding. Lineage: Eukaryota; Viridiplantae; Streptophyta; Magnoliopsida; Poales; Poaceae.
UCCCCCACCCCCUCGCACUCCCCCGGCCGCCUGAGCGCCGCGCCGCCAUGUUCCGGCUCCUCCUCCGCCGCCUCUCCACGGCCGCCGAGAAUCACGUCGCUGCCUCCGCCUCCUCCUCCCCAUAUCCGCCGCUGCGGCGGCCGCUGUCCGGCGACCUGUACCGCCGCAUCGCGGAAGUCGGGAGCCCGCACCUCCCGCUGGCCCCCGUCCUGGGGCAGUGGGCUCUCGAGGGCCACACAGUCGAGAAGCACGUCCUCCAGGCCAUCGUCAAGAAGCUCAUCGGCCUCCGCCGCUUUGCCCACGCGCUCGAGCUGUCGUUCUGGAUGACCAACCAGAGGCACUUCUACCUGUCGCCCGGCGACGUUGCGUACCGGCUGCAGCUGAUCACCAAGGUCCACGGCCUCGAGUGCGCCGUCGAAUACUUCGGCACCGUGCCGACGCAGCUGAGGAAGCAUCACUGCUACGUCUCCCUCCUGAAAUGCUAUGGCGAGGCGAAGGCCGUCGAGAAGGCUGAGGAGCUCUUCGUGAAGAUGCAGGAGAUGGGGAUGAAGGGUGCUUAUGCUUAUAAUCUGAUGAUGAAGCUUUACUUGGAGACCGGGCAGCUUGAGAGGGUGCACGCCAUGUUCUGGGACAUGGAAGAGAAAGGCAUUGAGCCUGAUAUGUUCUGCGUGGAGAAUCUGUUGGCUGCGUACAUUGCUGCCGAAGAUGUUGAGGGGGUUGGGAAGCUGCUUGAGAAGGCCAAUCCACGCCAUAAACUUUUGAGUUGGCAGGGACAUGCCUCGGCAGCAAUGUUUUUCAUGAAAGCCAGGAUGCAAGAAAGGGCCUUCAAGGCUCUUCUAGAUGCGGAGAGGCUUAUUACUCCCAAGAAUGGUAAGGUCGCAUACAGUUACUUGCUCAAUGCAUAUACCGAUCUGGGGAUGUAUCCUGAGGUUGACCGCAUUUGGGAUGUCUACAAAUCCAAAGUGCCACCUUGCCGCUCGAUGUACUUGUGCAGGAUAAGUGUGCUACUCAAGAUGAAUGAGAUUGACAGGGCCGAGAAAGCAUUGAAAGAGUGGGAAACAAAGUGUGUUUUCUUUUAUGAUUUCAAAUUAAUGAACUUAGUGGUCGAUGCUUACUGCAGAGAAGGUCUUGUAAGGAAAGCAGUAGCUCUUGUCGAUGAAGCCAUUGAGAAAGGGAGGAAACCCGCUGCUAAUACGUGGUACAGGUUGGCUGAUGGAUGUUUCAAGAAUGGUGAGGUGCUGAAGGCGGUGGAUAUGACUAGGUUGGCUCUUGCUUCUGCAACUAUUCCAUUGGAAUCUGACAUGACAUAUGUGCUAAUGAGCCUGAACCACUUCAUGGAUCAAAAGGAUGUAGAAGCAGCUGAGGAGAUGAUGAGUAUGUUACAGAAGUUGAUUCCUUUGAGUAGGGAUGUUUAUUGUUGUUUACUGAAGAUAUAUGUCCGUGCGGGAAAGCCAGUGUGCGACUUGCUUGAUCGUAUGAAGAAAGAUGGCCUUGAGGCUGAUGAAGAAACAGACAGAAUCCUGGCUGGAGAAUUCCAGUAGAUACAUACCAUUGUCCAUCACUAAAAAAAAAAUCGACGAUGCAAUGGAGGGCAAAGCGCCCACCAGAGGCAAUGUUGCUGGCAAAGCGAGCAUGCACGAUUCUCGCAGGUAAGAGGUACCGAGCACAGGACAGGAAGUUCAUCACUAAAUGAUCUCUUUUUUUUUUCAUAAAAAAUGAUCUCUUUUUCCGUGCUCAUUUUCUUCUCCCUUCAACUCUGCUCAUUAAUUUGACUCCAGUCCACUGCUUACAUGAAACACUGCAAUUCUUUGUUCCUGUAUGUGAUGACCUCAUAGGCAGUGGGGAUGUGAGUGUUCUAUACUGUUUUGAUAGGAUCAGAUAUGAUGGAACUGUUCAUUACAUCCUUUUUCUAUCCCCACAUGUUCGUAUGAGUUAAGUUUCAUCUUGGUUCGUCAUGGAAUUCUCAGUUUAGUUCUCCUAUUUCUACUUUUGUAGUUUUGUUAUGCCCCCUGUGGUCAGUCUGACGAAAGCUGGUAGCUUAAUACCGAUCUGUAAAAUGAACCAGGGACAUAAAUUUGAAAGAAAUAUAUGCAAGUCUCAUGAAAAAGCGUCUCAUGGAAAUACAUUACUGAAUUAUUUGCGUUCUUAUCAACCAAAUCUGUACUUCAUAUUUAUUAAUUUAUUUUUAGUGGAAUCUGAACAUUAGUAGUUGUGUUGCCAAGGUGAAGCGAAACGUUGGAUUGAGUUGGGACGUCACUCUAUAAAAUGGUUUAGUUUUGUUAGUUGGCGCCCCUCAGUCUGGGCUCACUUGAUCAGCCAGAGUCAGUUUGGGGUAGCAAGGUGGAAUGAUGAUUCAGAUCAGUUCUGGGGAACUAUUGAAGACCGGGAAUGACCAUUUAAGUCCCGUUUGGAACGCUUGAACAUCACAAGAGCACAGGAGAAAUCCCGGUGGAGUUUCUCCAUUCCAAAUCAGAUGGAAAAGCUUGAUAUGAUUCCUGCAACCACUUCGCAUUUCAGGUGGAAUCAGGCAAGGAUAUGUUCAUUACAGAACUAUCUUCUCGCACGGCCGUUUACUUUCAUAUCCUGUGAUGUUUAUAGAUGGUGAAUCUGUCAUUUAUUUGAUUCUUACUAUCUUUUUUUUUUAAACGAAAUGAUUCUUAUCUUCGAGUUGGACUAAAUUCACUGCUGCCCAACUGACGUUUCAGUUCUCCCAAUGUGCUCUGUACCCCGCUUGCAAACAAAUACAUCAUACAUCAGCUGACUUGAUUGUGAAUUUGUGAUUGGGGUCAGUCAGGCGGCUAAUUUCUGUUUUCUCAAGCAACAGAUUCCCUGCUUUUCUCUACGGUUUCUUCAAGGCCAUGUGAAGUUUUCCUUUUUAGCUGAUUUGUUUCUCACAAACCGUGUCUGCCCAGUCAGAGAUUCAUCACCCAUCUUCUGUCCAUGAACGCCAUGUGGUGUUACACCCUCCGUCUUCAGUGCAUGCAGAACGCCGCAGCUACCAAACAAUCCGAUUGGUACGUACUACGCCGCCACGGGUCCCGUGCCCGCGUGGUUUGGUUUGGGCGUCGACAUGAAAAAUUCUCAGAGUAAAAACUGAACUGCUGUGGCAUCGUCAAAGAAAUUCUCAGAGGGAAAACUGAGCUGCUUAA